AUGUGCGAAUCCAAUUGCAACAACAAUCUUUGCGCUGUACUACACGGCAAAGAUGAUAUUCGUAUGGAAGGACGAGAGGUGCCGAAACCGAAACCGAAUCAAUUACUCAUCAAGAUUCAUACAGUUGGUAUAUGUGGCACGGAUGUACACUAUUGGAAGCAUGCAAAAAUCGGCGAAUUCACCGUUACUAAGCCUAUGGUACUCGGACAUGAGUCCAGUGGCACUGUGGCGGCCGUCGGCUCUGACGUUAAAGGUUUCAGCAUUGGUGAUCGUGUGGCCUUAGAACCGGGUGUAGCGUGUAGAGUUUGCAUGGCAUGCAAAACUGGUAAGUACAAUGUAUGUGACGAUGUGAGAUUCUUUGCCAAUCCACCUUAUGACGGCUCUCUAGCGAGAUAUGUGGUCCAUGAUGCGGACUUCUGUUUUAGAUUGCCCGAUAAUGUGACGAUGGAAGAAGGCAGCAUGGCUGAGCCACUCUCUGUAGGAGUUCAUGCUUGUCGACGAGCCGAAGUUUCAAUCGCUCAAAAAAUCCUCAUCCUUGGAGCAGGCCCAAUAGGUUUAGUGAACAUGGUUUGCGCAAAAGCAAUGGGUGCUUCACAAGUCAUUAUGACUGACAUUUGCGAUAGUCGGCUGGAACUGGCCAAAAAAUUGGGCGCCGAUAGGACGUUGAACGUGAACGGAAUGAGUGCUUCAGCGGCAUCUGAGGCCAUAAUUGUGAGCUUAGGCCAACGACCUGAUGCCCAUCAUGACCAGUGCUAUCUUGUUACAUAUUGUACAGAAUUGAUCUUAAAAAACAACAGAAGUAUCCGUAAAACUUGCGUGAUCCUUCAUAAAAGUGCAGCAAAUUAUCUAAACCGAAUUAAAUUUUAUGUGGUGAAACGAGGUGGUAUACUGGUGUUGGUCGGUUUAGGCGGUCAUCAUGCUCAACUGUUCUACACUGAAGCGGCCAUGAGGGAAAUCGAUAUACGUGGUGCAUUUCGAUACGUUAAUUGUUUUCCGACAGCAAUUGAACUGAUUUCGUCUGGUAAAGUUGACCUGAGUGGGUUCACUAGAGCUCACUAUAAACUAGAAGAAUCAGUCGAAGCAUUCCAACGCUCCCUGAAGGGUGAUGUCGUCAAAGUUUUCAUUCAUUGUGAUGAUGCUACAGAAUGA
Messenger RNA from Anisakis simplex (herring worm), 1149 nucleotides. Lineage: Eukaryota; Metazoa; Nematoda; Chromadorea; Rhabditida; Anisakidae. The record is from the annotation of a GenBank genome assembly.